Penicillium crustosum is the source of this 333-nucleotide messenger RNA. RefSeq lists its product as uncharacterized. The record is from RefSeq and is a predicted model, not a curated record. Bases 1 to 333 code for a protein of 110 amino acids. The transcript has a single exon. Lineage: Eukaryota; Fungi; Ascomycota; Eurotiomycetes; Eurotiales; Aspergillaceae.
AUGAACCUGCCUGAUUCACAUCCACCAUUGGGCCAACUUCCAAUCAAAGUCCGUGUCGACCUUGAAACCGAUCUCACGGUGGAUGGAGAACAAGACCCUAAACAUUUGACGAUAUCAAGAGCCCAGGCCGAAUCUGGUGCUGGUGGUGUGCCUCCUGCUAAACGCCCACGAGUCGAUAAUAGGGACGAUGGGCCCUGGGUUGUUCGGACAGGGCAAUGGCGAUUGCAAGUGCAGAGAGGAUCUACCGGGGUAUACGAGGCUAUCUUGGUUGCUGUCAAAUUGGACAUCUAUACCAGUUCGCGGGUCCGAAACAAGUCACGGAAAUUCCUUUAG